This is a messenger RNA of Aethina tumida (small hive beetle), 2027 nucleotides long. Its product is annotated as serine proteinase stubble. The transcript is spliced from 8 exons. Lineage: Eukaryota; Metazoa; Arthropoda; Insecta; Coleoptera; Nitidulidae. Gene Ontology annotation, molecular function: serine-type endopeptidase activity. Gene Ontology annotation, biological process: proteolysis. The record is from RefSeq and is a predicted model, not a curated record. Bases 173 to 1456 code for a protein of 427 amino acids.
GUUUGAUUCAUGCUGGUCGCAUGAAUGGACUUGGUCGUUAUAAUCGGCCGCCAAAUUAUCACGAACUGAUCACCGGUGAGCGCGUCGCGACGUUGCUUGCGUCUCAGCAGAGUUGGCGCGCGAAACAAGUGAAAACGGCACAAAACGGGCACGGUCUAGUUGGCUGAGAAAAAUGGAUUUCAAUUGUUUCAGGCAAUUUGUGAUGUGUUUCGUGUUUGUGGUGUGUAUUGAGUGUUUGGAGAACGAGAUCAAAGAUUCCGAUCUGGAUUAUGACCAAAAAUUGUAUUAUCCUCCUCCAAGGAUGCGCUUCUUCGACGAGCUGGGUUUGAUCCCUCAGUCGUGCCGUUACAAGGGGGUGAAGUACGAAUGCGGUUUGAGCAUCAGCUGCGUUUUAGGGGGCGGCCGCCCUUUGGAUCUGUGCUCGGGCGGUAUGAUUUGGGCGUGCUGCGUCGACAGGGACACCGUUCACACACCUACGCACCAACCAGACGUAGGUGUCCUCAAUAAUGCUAACACAUAUCAUCUAGUUGGAUAUUAUCCUCCGGACCCGUAUGUUCCCGUUACGAACAGCGUUGAUCGUCCGCAGUACAAGCCACACUUCAAGCCUCACGACUCAAGACCAUUCCACGACUACGAGGACGAUUACCAUGAGGACGACGAGCCCUACACAUCACAACACGAACCACCAAAUUAUAGCUGCGGCGAACUGUAUACAAGGAGCAAUCGGAUAGUUGGCGGCCACUCGACCGGAUUUGGAUCCCAUCCAUGGCAAGUCGCUCUGAUUAAAACCGGAUUCUUGAGCAAGAAACUGGCCUGUGGGGGUGCACUUCUGAACGAGCGAUGGAUUAUAACAGCGGCUCACUGUGUGGCCACAACGGCCAACGGUAAUAUAAGGGUGAGAUUAGGAGAGUGGGACGUGAGGGAUCAGGACGAGAAACUACCUCACGAAGAGUACACGGUGGAGAGGAAGGAAGUACAUCCUUCCUAUUCACCUUCCGAUUUCAAAAACGACGUUGCACUCGUAAAAUUGGAUAGAAAUGUCAAGUUUAAGCAACACAUCAUUCCCGUGUGUCUGCCAUCACCGACGCUCAAAUUACCAGGGAAGGUAGCUACCGUAGCAGGCUGGGGUAGGACGAGACACGGACAAGCGACAGUACCUUCAGUUCUGCAAGAAGUUGAUGUGGAAGUUAUACCAAAUGAAAGAUGCCAAAGAUGGUUUAGGGCAGCUGGAAGAAGAGAGACUAUACACGACGUAUUUAUCUGUGCUGGCUACAAAGAGGGUGGAAGAGACUCGUGCCAGGGCGACUCCGGCGGACCGCUCACUCUGACUGUAGACGGCAGACGAACUUUGAUAGGGCUGGUUUCGUGGGGCAUAGGCUGCGGCAGAGAACAUUUGCCCGGUGUCUACACGAACAUUCAAAAAUUUGUGCCUUGGAUCGACAAAGUAAUGUCCUAGAUGCCUGUCAACGAAGUGCCAGUGUGAUGGAAAGUCAGAAUGUAGUCGGUUAGGAGUCUGGGAGUUAAUCAAUGGGAGUAGCGGAUGCUGCCCACUACUUCUGUGUAAAAUAUGUAUUAUUAAUGUAUAAAAUCAGAUCUACAUUAAUGGUUUUGUCUAAUGAUCAAGUGGCCUUAAUAUGACGGUGCUUUAUACAAUUAAAAGUAAACAAAAAUUUUAAAAUAAUCUAAUUUAUGUAUUUAUUAAUAACAAUAAGUAAUUUAUCGAAAUUUCACUCACUUUCAUUUCGUUCGACAUGUACACUUUCUUAUGCAUAUUUGUUGCGUCAACAUGUGGGCGAAACGAAAAAAUCAAUAUCAUAACUUUCUCAUUUCUAAUAAGGGUCAAAUUGUUGUCUAAUGAUAAGGCGCGAAUUCCUAAUUAAUAUCCUUUUAUUAAGGUGAUGUACCAUUUAUUUUGUUAUUACUAGUUUUAAGUAUUUAACACCCUGUGAUUGUUGUUUCGGCAGGGAAUAGUGAGGCGUGCUAAGAUGUAAAUCUGUAUCAGAUACUUAGGUUUUUGUAUUAUAAUA